This is a messenger RNA of Symbiodinium necroappetens, 588 nucleotides long. Lineage: Eukaryota; Dinophyceae; Suessiales; Symbiodiniaceae. The record is from the annotation of a GenBank genome assembly.
AUGAAGGGUGUGCGGCUUUGCGGAAGCAAGUUACGCGCCAUGGGACGCAGCGCAAUCAUUCCUCUCCUUGUAUCUGUUCUGUGGUGGCUCUGCUUGUGUGACUGUCGAGCCUUCACUGGGCCGGCCGCUCCUGCCAAAGUAGCGGGACUUCCACGCUCUGCGAGCAAGAAUCCGCUCAGAUUGCCCAAUGAGCCGAACCCUUUCGACUUGUUCGGCGUAAAACGCGGCACCGAGAAGGCGGAGAUCCGGAAACUCUUUCGCAAGCGGGUGCAGACUGAGCAUCCUGACGUGAAUCCUAAUGACCCCGAAGCGGCGGAGAGAUUUCAAGAGCUGGUGGGCGCUUACAACUCGAUCAUGGGUGAUGAGCUUCUACCUGACGAGCUGAAUUUCGUGCGAGUGCAAAUGACCAAGCGAUACAAGAAAGAGCUAGAGGCCGAUCAGUCUGUCAACAACGGAAUCUUCUAUGCACUGCUUCCUGGGAUGGCAGUAACAGUCAUCGGCAUAUGGUUUUUUGCGAUGGAUGCACUGGGGAUGCUUGACCCUCAGACAAAGCAGCUGCUGGACGCAGUGAAGGGCAAAGGCAUUUAG